Molecule: messenger RNA, 1637 nt
Organism: Lolium rigidum
Lineage: Eukaryota; Viridiplantae; Streptophyta; Magnoliopsida; Poales; Poaceae
Product: molybdate-anion transporter-like
Exons: 8
Coding region: 1-1371 (456 amino acids)
Biological process (GO): molybdate ion transport
Cellular component (GO): membrane
Molecular function (GO): molybdate ion transmembrane transporter activity
Source: RefSeq, a predicted model, not a curated record
AUGGAGGCCUUCUACUACGUCGUCUUCGGCGCGCUCUCCGCCGUCGUGGCGGGGCUCGAGCUCGGCAAGAGCGGCAAGGACCGCGUCGCCACGCCCACCGCCUUCAACGCCUUCAAGAACAACUACGUCCUCGUCUACUCCCUCAUGAUGUCCGGGGACUGGCUGCAGGGCCCCUACGUCUACUACCUCUACAGCCAGUACGGCUUCGACAAGGGCGACAUCGGCCGCCUCUUCAUCGCCGGCUUCGGCUCCUCCAUGCUCUUCGGCACCAUCGUAGGCUCACUCGCCGACAAGCAGGGCCGCAAGCGGGCCUGCGUCACCUACUGCAUCACCUACAUCCUCAGCUGCAUCACCAAGCACUCGCCCCAGUACCGGGUGCUCAUGAUCGGCCGCAUCCUCGGCGGCGUCGCCACCUCCCUGCUCUUCUCCGCCUUCGAGUCGUGGCUCGUCGCAGAGCACAACAAGAGAGGCUAUGAUCCGCAGUGGCUGUCCAUCACCUUUUCCAAGGCUAUAUUUCUCGGCAACGGGCUGAUUGCCAUCAUCGCUGGGCUGUUUGCAAACCUGCUUGCUGACAACCUGGGCUUUGGUCCUGUGGCUCCGUUUGAUGCAGCUGCAUGCUUCCUCGCAAUAGGCAUGGCUAUCAUUAUGUCCUCAUGGAGCGAAAACUAUGGAGAUUCAUCUGAAGGCAAGGACUUGAUCGCUCAGUUCAAGGGUGCUGCCAAGGCAAUUGCUUCAGAUGAAAAGAUUGCGUUGCUGGGAGCCAUACAGUCAUUGUUCGAGGGUUCGAUGUACACCUUUGUCUUCCUCUGGACUCCAGCAUUGAGCCCAAAUGACGAAGACAUUCCUCAUGGCUUUAUAUUUGCGACGUUCAUGCUCUCAUCUAUGUUGGGUAGCUCCAUUGCUUCACGCCUAUUGGCCCGGAAAAUGAAGGUCGAAGGUUAUAUGCAGAUAGUGUUUUCAGUAUCAGCAGUCACCCUUUUCCUCCCUGUUGCCACCAGCCUCCUAGUGCCAGCUUCACUGAAAGGAAACGGCAUCUCAUUUGCAGGCUCACUACAACUGCUUGGUUUCUGUACCUUUGAGUCAUGUGUCGGCAUUUUCUGGCCAUCUAUCAUGAAAAUGAGGUCUCAAUAUAUUCCUGAGGAGGCAAGAAGCACGAUCAUGAAUUUCUUCCGUAUACCGCUGAACCUGUUUGUAUGCGUGGUGCUGUACAAUGUGAACGCGUUCCCUAUCACCGUCAUGUUUGGCAUGUGCUCCAUCUUCCUCUUCAUGGCAGCAAUCUUGCAGAGACGGCUAAUGGUUGUUGCUGACCUACACAAACUAUCAACAAAAGCACAAGAGAUGACUGGGGAAGACGAACCACUAAAUCCUUGAAAGGCCAAGAGAAUCGAGAUGCCAUCUGUUCAUACUCCUGUGUCUUCUCCACCUGGCGGCUGAAUAAGAUGAAAGUGAGAAAAGCCUGGAGGGGAAUGUUUUUUUCUUGUAACUUCGUUUAUGUAGGGCAGAUCGAUGAUUGUUAGGUGCGAGCACGAUACAUAGCUGAGAUAAGAAAAGUUUCGGAGUGAAUUGGUGGUAUAGGCUAUUCAUGUUGUCAUUCAUCACAUGGCAUUAUUUGCGUUUAAAUCGCUGGAGUGUGUUCA